AUGACGUUAGCAUUACUUCACGUAUUCAUUAUACUUUCUAUCAGAGAUUAUGAAGCAAGUCGAAGUACUAAUAAAUACGGUAGUACAAACAUAAUCGGCUAUGAGCAAAUUUGCAACUGUGUUUCAGCUACAUCAGACGUCUGCAUGCAAUACUCGUGUACAUUAUCAGCACAACGAGCAAGCUGCUUUUCCGGUUCUAGUAUAAUCACACUUGCUGAUGGUACCACUAAACCUCUAUCUCACAUUCAAAUCGGUGAUAAAGUACUUGUCAAUCAACAUAAUAUCUAUGAACCCAUUUUAUCAUUCAUUCAUGCAAAAUCAGAUGGUCUCUUUAGUUUCUUAGCAAUUCAAAUACAAUCAACCAAAUCAAAUUUAUCUUCAACAAUAUUUGUUUCUCCAAAUCAUUUAGUUUUUGACUUUGAUUCAGGUAAAGCAUUGUUUGCUGGGAAAUUUCAUGUUGGCGAUCGAGUUCAGUUUAUUGAUAAUAAUGAAAUUGUACCUGGUGAAAUUGUAAAUAUUGAAUCAAGAAAACAAGAAGGAUACUAUGCACCAUUAACAUCAUCAGGUACAAUUGUUGUUAAUGGAGUUGUUGCUUCAAAUUAUGCAACAGUAAGUAAUCAUGAAUUAGCUCAUCAAGUGAUGGGAAUAUAUCGAUGGUGGAUUGGUUUAUUUGGAGG
Adineta steineri is the source of this 677-nucleotide messenger RNA. NCBI's taxonomy places the organism in Eukaryota, Metazoa, Rotifera, Eurotatoria, Adinetida, Adinetidae. The record is from the annotation of a GenBank genome assembly.